This is a messenger RNA of Haliotis rubra (blacklip abalone), 2810 nucleotides long. Its product is annotated as cell division cycle 5-like protein. Bases 89 to 2482 code for a protein of 797 amino acids. Gene Ontology annotation, molecular function: RNA polymerase II transcription regulatory region sequence-specific DNA binding; DNA-binding transcription factor activity, RNA polymerase II-specific. Gene Ontology annotation, cellular component: spliceosomal complex; Prp19 complex. Lineage: Eukaryota; Metazoa; Mollusca; Gastropoda; Lepetellida; Haliotidae. The record is from RefSeq and is a predicted model, not a curated record. Gene Ontology annotation, biological process: regulation of transcription by RNA polymerase II; mRNA splicing, via spliceosome. The transcript has 19 exons.
CGUUUAUUCGGACACUUCCGGUGGAAGAAGCAUUGCUUUUCUUCAAGUGUUUUGUUUGUAUAAGUGAAGGUACCAACACAAUUUCAAGAUGCCGCGUAUUAUGAUCAAGGGUGGCGUUUGGAGGAACACAGAGGAUGAAAUUCUCAAGGCAGCUGUCAUGAAAUAUGGCAAAAACCAGUGGGCUAGAAUUGCAUCUCUCCUGCACAGGAAGUCUGCAAAACAGUGCAAGGCUCGAUGGUACGAGUGGCUGGACCCCAGCAUCAAGAAGACAGAAUGGAGUCGGGAGGAGGAGGAGAAGCUCCUCCAUCUGGCCAAGCUGAUGCCCACUCAGUGGAGAACCAUCGCACCCAUCAUCGGCAGAACUGCUGCUCAGUGUCUCGAACACUAUGAGUUUCUCUUGGACAAAGCACAGAACAGAGAUGAUUCUGAGGACGAUCCGAGAAAACUAAAACCAGGAGAAAUUGAUCCCAACCCUGAAACGAAACCGGCGCGACCUGAUCCAGUGGACAUGGAUGAAGAUGAACUGGAGAUGUUGUCAGAGGCCCGAGCCAGGCUGGCCAACACUCAGGGAAAGAAGGCCAAGCGGAAAGCCAGGGAGAAGCAGCUGGAGGAAGCCAGGAGAUUAGCAGCACUACAGAAGAGGAGGGAGCUCAGGGCAGCUGGCAUCGAUGCGAAGCAGAAGAAGAGGAAGAAGAGAGGCGUGGACUACAAUGCUGAGAUUCCAUUUGAGAAGAAACCAGCACCUGGUUUCUACAACACGUCGGAGGAGCACUACAAUCCCCUGGACCCCAACUACAAGAAGCUGCGGCAGCAGAACCUGGAUGGGGAACUCCGCAGCACCAAGGAGGAGAGAGAUAGAAAGAAGGACAAACAGAGACAGAAGAAGAGGAAGGAGAAUGACCUUCCUGGAGCCAUCGCUGCCCAGACAAAUUUCACAGAGCCUGUCAAGAAGAGGAGCAAGCUGGUGCUUCCCGCACCACAGAUCUCAGAUGCCGAACUUGAAGAGGUGGUGAAGGUGGGCCAGGCGAGUGAGUAUGCCCGGCAGCAGGCGGAGGAUGCGUCACGGGGGGAUACUGCCUCCAAGGGACUGCUACAGGACUACAACGCUACUCCUAACGCUGUCAAUCUCCGGACUCCUCGCACACCCGCUGCACAAGACACAAUAUUACAGGAAGCCCAGAAUAUCAUGGCGCUGACUAAUGUGGACACUCCACUCAAGGGGGGACUCAACACCCCCAUACACAACAGUGACUUCAGCGGGAUCACCCCCAAACACCAGACCUCCCAGACACCCAACACCGUCCUGGGCACACCCUUCAGAACACCAGGACAGGUUGGGGAAGGAGGUAUCACCCCAAGGACUGGCUUGACCCCCCGUGGAACCCCUCAAGGCACCCCGAUGAGGGACAGACUGAACAUCAAUCAGCUUGACGAGGAAGAAGCAGCGCAGUAUGACAAAUUCUACCAGAGAGAUAUGAAGGAACAGUUGAGACGGGGCCUGGCUGGACUACCGGCACCAAAGAACGACUAUGAGAUUGUUGUCCCAGAAGAUGAGCUGCAGGGCAGCGAGGAAACAUCGGCUAUAGACAACCACAUCGAGGACCAAGCAGACAUCGACAACGCAACCGAACUGGAGAUUCAGCAGCGCCGUCUGGAGGAACUCAAGCUGAGGUCACAGUCUGUGCAGAGAGACCUUCCAAGACCCACUGAUGUCAAUUCCAGUAUACUGAGGGUUGUUGGACCAGGAGAUCCACCUCUUAGUGAACUGCAGAAGGCCGAGGAACUGAUCAAACGUGAGAUGAUCACUAUGCUGCACUACGACGCUGUCUACAGCCCCACCCUGGCACAGCUGGGCAUCACCCCUGGGUCCAAGAAGCCUGUGCCCAGCCAGAAGAGUAUCGUGAACCAGGCCCAGCAUCUGGCUUUCCUGGAACAGCAUUCUUACGACACAUUCUCUGAGGAGGAUCUGCAUGACGCACGAGCGAUGAUGAAACAGGAAAUGGAGGUUGUGAAGGACGGGAUGGGCCAUGGCGAGCUGUCCCUUGAGGCGUUCUCCCAAGUGUGGGACGAGUGCUACUCUCAGGUUCUGUUCCUGCCCUCGCAGGGCCGCUACACCAGGGCUAACCUGGCCAGCAAGAAGGACAGGAUCGACUCUCUGGACAAACGCCUGGAGGCCAACAGAGGACAUAUGACAAAAGAUGCAAAACAGGCUGCCAAGCUGGAGAAGAAGCUGAAGAUAUUGCUGGGAGGCUACCAGUCACGGUCACAAGCUCUGGUGAAGCAGCUUCACGAUGUGUAUGAACAGAUUGAGCAGACAUUUGUUGAGCUGAAAACAUUUGAAAACCUCCGUCAACACGAGAUUGGAGCCAUUCCUAAACGCAUGGAGUCCUUGACAGAAGACGUUCAGCGACAGACGGAGAGAGAACGAGAGCUACAGAAACGAUAUGGUGAACUUCAGCAUCGACGAGACAUUAUCUACUAGUGGCCGGGAUGUGUGUGUAGAGUCUUGGCUGGGACAUCAGUUACAAUGUGUUGUAGCGUCGAAGUGAUGCAAUUAGAUGAUAAAGGUCCUUGGGUUUCCAGAAACCUGGGGUCCUGGGUUCGAAUUCCAGUUGACAUGUAUCGUGUUUCUGGGUUUGUCAGCUCCAUACAGUUGUCGGUCUCUGAAACUUGGUAAACGUCUGACACCUGCAUCACCCACGUCAAGCCAGCACACUGUCAUAUAACUGAAAUAUUGUUGAAAGUGGGUUUAGACCCAACUCACUCACUGACUGGACGAGUGCACUGCUGUUACAGCAGACUGGUGGACC